This is a messenger RNA of Pipistrellus kuhlii (Kuhl's pipistrelle), 2879 nucleotides long. It is a transcript of the gene TRIM37, whose product is annotated as tripartite motif containing 37. The record is from RefSeq and is a predicted model, not a curated record. Gene Ontology annotation, biological process: negative regulation of centriole replication; protein autoubiquitination. NCBI's taxonomy places the organism in Eukaryota, Metazoa, Chordata, Mammalia, Chiroptera, Vespertilionidae. Bases 131 to 2296 code for a protein of 721 amino acids. Gene Ontology annotation, molecular function: ubiquitin protein ligase activity; ubiquitin protein ligase binding; tumor necrosis factor receptor binding. Gene Ontology annotation, cellular component: aggresome; peroxisome. The transcript has 18 exons.
UUUUUAAAUAGGUCAGAAGACUUCUCUAACACAAGAAACAGAGCUAUUGGAAUCCUUACUUCAGGAGGUAGAGCACCAGUUACGAUCUUGUAGUAAAAGUGAGUUGAUAUCUAAGAGCUCAGAAAUCCUCAUGAUGUUUCAGCAAGUUCAUCGCAAGCCCAUGGCAUCCUUUGUUACCACUCCUGUUCCACCAGAUUUUACCAGUGAAUUAGUACCAUCUUAUGAUUCAGCUACUUUUGUUUUAGAGAAUUUCAGCACUUUGCGCCAGAGAGCAGAUCCUGUUUACAGUCCACCUCUUCAAGUUUCAGGACUUUGUUGGAGAUUAAAAGUUUACCCAGAUGGAAAUGGAGUUGUCCGUGGAUACUACUUAUCUGUGUUUCUGGAACUCUCAGCUGGCUUGCCAGAAACUUCCAAAUAUGAAUAUCGUGUAGAAAUGGUUCAUCAGUCUUGCAAUGAUCCUACAAAAAACAUCAUUCGAGAGUUUGCAUCUGACUUUGAAGUUGGAGAAUGCUGGGGUUAUAAUAGAUUUUUUCGUUUGGACUUACUUGCAAAUGAAGGAUACUUGAAUCGACAAAAUGAUACAGUAAUUUUAAGGUUUCAGGUUCGUUCACCAACUUUCUUUCAAAAAUGCCGGGAUCAGCAUUGGUAUAUUACUCAGUUGGAGGCUGCACAGACUAGCUAUAUCCAACAAAUAAAUAACCUUAAAGAGAGACUUACUAUUGAGUUAUCUCGAACUCAGAAAUCAAGAGAUUUGUCACCACCAGCUAAUCAUCUUAGCCCCCAAAAUGAUGACAGUCCUGAGACACGAUCCAAGAAGUCUGCGUCCUGUACUGACAUGCUUCUCCAGGAUGGUCCUAUUUUAGCUUCUGUAAGAGAGGCCAAAGAGGAUGAAGAUGAGGAGAAGAUUCAGAAUGAGGAUUAUCAUCAUGAGCUUUCAGAUGGGGACCUGGAUCUGGAUCUUGUUGGUGAAGAUGAAGUAAACCACCUCGAUGGUAGCAGUUCCUCUGCCAGUUCCACAGCAACAAGCAACACGGAGGAAAAUGACAUAGAUGAAGAAACUAUGUCUGGAGAAAAUGAUGUGGAAUACAACAAUAUGGAAUUGGAAGAGGGAGAACUUAUGGAAGAUACAGCUGCUGCAGGACCUCCAGGUAGUAAUCAUGGCUAUGUUGGUGCCAGUAGUAGAAUGUCAAGAAGAACACACUUAUGUUCUGCUACUACAAGUAAUUUAUUAGACAUUGAUCCUUUCAUUUUAAUGCAUUUGUUGGACCUUAAGGGCCGGAACAGUAUGGAAAAUUUGUGGGGCUUACAACCUCGCCCACCUGCUUCACUGCUGCAGCCCACAGUUUCAUAUUCUCGAAAAGAUAAAGAUCAAAGGAAACAGCAAGCAAUGUGGCGAGUUCCCUCUGACUUAAAGAUGCUAAAAAGACUGAAAACUCAAAUGGCUGAAGUUCGAUGUAUGAAGACUGAUGUAAAGAAUCCACUUUCAGAAAUAAAAAGCAGCAAUGCUCCUUCUGGAGACAUGCAGACAAACCUUUUUUCUGCUGACCAGGCAGCUCUGGCUGCAUGUGGAACUGAAAACUCUGGCAGAUUGCAGGAUUUGGGAAUGGAGCUCUUGGCAAAGUCAUCAGUUGCCAGUUGCUACAUACGAAACUCCACAAAUAAGAAGAGUAAUUCACCCAAGCCAGCUCGGUCCAGUAUAGCAGGUAGUCUAUCACUUCGAAGAGCAGUAGACACUGGGGAAAAUAGCUAUUCGAGGGGAGACUGUCAGCCUCUGUCUGAAGUUUCUCCAGGGAGCUCUCAGUCUGGGAGCAGGCACAGUUCUCCCCGAGCCUUGACACAUGGCAGUUUCGGUGAUAUUCUGCCGAAAUCUGAAGACCUGCAGAGUCAGUCUUUGGACUCAAAUGCUAUUGUGGUUACAGUUAUCAAUGGCUUACCUGCUGUUGAGAAAAGAAGGAAGAUGGUCGCCUUGGGGGCUAAUGUUAAAGGAGGUCGUCUGGAAGGAAUGCAAAUGACUGACUUGGAAAAUAAUUCCGAGACUGGGGAAUUACAGGCUAUACUGCCUGAAGGAGCUUCUGCUGCCCCUGAGGAAGGGAUGAGUAGUGACAGUGAUGUGGAAUGUGACACUGAGAACGAGGAGCAGGAAGAGCACACCAGCCUGGACGGAUUCAACGACUCUUUCACGGCACAGCCCCCAGAUGAAGGUGCAGCGCUAGAUGCGCAUUCCAGUUUUCCUGAUGGUGAACAAAUAGGCCUUGAAGAUCUCAGCUUCAAUACUGAGGACAACAGUGGAAGGUAAUUGGAUUCGAAACUGAUACUGCACCUGAUGGGUUGUUAACAAGAUCUAGGCUUGAGAAAAUGAAAGAUGUGAGGUCCAUUUGGGGGGGGGAGGGGGCGGGUAAAAUAUCAGGCUGGUGAGAUUCUGGUCACAAGCCUCGAGAAAAGACUUACUUCAAACCAAGAGAAAACAAAUACUGAAAAUGUCUAAUUACAUUCAAUUUUUUAAAAUAAAAUAUGUGAACUAAUGAUGUGAUCAUCACUAAAGUGAAGCUGUUUUAACCCAAAGUAUCUGUUUUUUAAAAUCCAGGGGUUUUACUCCUCCCUUAUGGAUCUGGAGAACAUAAAGUAACUGUAUUAUGUACAAACAUAGUUAGGCAUUGGACGUUCCUCAGCAAGAGCACCCAUUAUCUGAUAGAAUGAGUGAUGAGCACUAUAGCAGGUACCUCCUGUCCAUUGACUUGUCUGGUCCACAGUUGACUAGGGGAGGGUAACAUGUCAUGUGGAGACAUUCAUGAUUCUCAGAAUCAGACUGCUUCAUUGAAUGAAUCUGAUAAUUAUUCUAUUUGCUGUCUUUAGUUGAGGAUGUGCUUCUGACUUGAAAC